Molecule: messenger RNA, 1062 nt
Organism: Knipowitschia caucasica
Lineage: Eukaryota; Metazoa; Chordata; Actinopteri; Gobiiformes; Gobiidae
Source: the annotation of a GenBank genome assembly
AUGCCUUCAUUUGGACUGUUGUUUUAUUGUCUGACUUUUUUGACCUACUUCUCUGUCGACAGCCGGUCAGCAGUUGGCCAUUUACGUAAUAUUGACAGCUUAAUUCGCGCCGUGGAGCAAGUGGAAGACUCCAACCCCGGUCUGUCGCCCUUGGCGUUGAUCCGAGCUCUGCGCAGAAUUGCGGGUCAUGAUGAUGCUAUGACCGUACACUUCUUGGGCACAUCCCAUCUUUUUGACACUGCAGGCUUGGAGACUGCCAUCCUCAACACCUCAUCCUUCAGUUUUUUUGACAAGGCCCUCCACCACAUAGUGACGGACAAUGGCGAGGAGAGGGAAGGGCAGGGUCUGGAUGACUUCACUGAAAAGAUCAGCCCAAAAAGAAGACAGUUAUCACGGUUGAUCUUGGAGCCACGUGAUCUUCAAAACGAAGUGAUGGAGAUUUUGGCGCUGGUGUGGAAGCUGGAGAGGACUGAGUGGAUCGCCUUUGACACUGGCAUUUCUCAUUCGGUGAAGGAGGGACUGAAAGAGUUUGUGCACAAAUACUGGGAAUGUCCUCAGAUCAUCCCUCGGUGCCAGUGGGGCGCAAAGCCUCACAAUGGAACCCCCCUCCCCCUGUCCCUGCCUCUGGACCACCUGUUUGUCCACCACACGUACACGCCCUCUGCGCCCUGUCUGACCUUCAGUGACUGCGCCCGCGACAUGAGGGCCAUGCAGCGCUUUCACCAGGAUGAGCGUGGCUGGAGGGACAUUGGUUACAGUUUUGUGGUGGGUUCGGAUGGGUACGUGUACGAAGGCGCUGGAUGGAACACAGUGGGGACACACACCAGAGGUCAGAACAGCAUUGGGUACGGAGUGUCUUUCAUCGGGAACUACACGGCGUUGCUGCCCUCUCGCCACUCCAUGGAUCUGCUCCGGCACCAGUUGGUUCAGUGUGCCGUGGGCGGUGGCAGACUGGUCUCCAACUUCACCCUCAAAGGCCACAGGCAAAUGGUCAACUACACAACCUGUCCCGGAGAUGCACUCUUCUCUGAAAUAACCAAAUGGGACAACUUUAGGCAAUGA